This is a messenger RNA of Lolium perenne, 2173 nucleotides long. The record is from RefSeq and is a predicted model, not a curated record. NCBI's taxonomy places the organism in Eukaryota, Viridiplantae, Streptophyta, Magnoliopsida, Poales, Poaceae.
CGCCGUUCCUGGGACGCUGAAGCUUCCGAAGAAGAGAAAAAGGCGACAGAAGCUCUUAUGUCUCGUAUUCAUCAGCUCCAAAAUACUCGAGGCAAAGAACUAUCUGGUGUUCAAAUCACUGCCUACUUCCUUAGGAUUAGAGUGCAGCCUCUUCAGGCUCGCAAAAAUCCCCUUUGGACGUAUUCUGGUGAAAACGACGCCAACAGAAUCUCCAACGAUCUUUCUGUAAAGGACUUGGAGAAAUUGGUUCGAAGAGUUUCUCGACUAGCCAAGAAGGAUCCUAUUCCCUCCUCUUGUCGAGUAGAACCAUACAGUGCUUCCAAUCCUCUUCCCGAGGUAUUUUGUCUUCUCGAGUUUUUGUCUUGUUCUAAACUUUUCCUUGCAUCUCAUUGUAUUGGUAUCUCGCUAAUUUUCUUUUGUCGCUAUUUUCUUGCAGAACCAUCCUACUAUGGCUUCCCUUCCUCCUCUUCCUGAGGAUGGAGAAGUCGAAGAAAGGACCAUUGUCACGGAUGAUAAUCAGGAAGCUCCAUCUUUUGUGAACGAACCCGUGGAUUCUCGAAAAUCUGCGGGUCAUUCUGAAGAUACUUUAUCGGCACAAUCUCCUCCCCCCGCUGUCUCUCCAAGAGGCAAAAGGAAAAGGAACGAUGUCGAAGAUUCCGGCACUUCCAAAGCCGAAGAAAUUGAUCCUUCACGUCAGAAGGCAGCUUAUGAUCCUUAUCUUGGAUCCUUCGUCAGCUCGUAAGUCCUUUUUACUUUUCUUCUUAUUUCUGUACUCGAAAUGUUUAUCUUGUCUUGAUUUUAAGCUGUCGAUUUUUAACCAACAGUGAUGACGAGGAAGAAGUACCAAGUGUUGACGUGGCUCCUCGAACAAGCACGUCACAUACUGUACUUGCCUCAGACACGCUAGUUGAAGGAGAAGAAUCCUCGCCUCCUCAACAAAACGUCGUCACCACAACUCCGCCAGGAAGCCCCCUUGCUCCUUCACCAAAAAGGACAAGGGUUGAAAAGAUUGUUGAGCCUGCCCCUCAAUUGGGCAGUUCGUCGACUCUGCUCUUGGAUGAUGUAAGUUUGUUGAUAUCUGUGUUUCCCCUAUGUUGCUUUUUUUACGUCUUCACUCUCUUUUUCAUGUCGGUGCUUCUUUUCCUGCGUUCUUCUUUAAUAGCCCAUGAUCAAAGAGCUUCUCCGCAUUGGGUCCCAAUUUAUUGGGUACCGUGAGUAUGCUAGCAGAGCCGAAGGUAACAACUUUUAUACUUGCCGUUUUUCCUUGACUUUUUGCUCCUGUUGCUUGUCGCGAUUUUUGAUCUUUCCUCUCUCUCUUUUUUAUAUCUCGACAGAGAAACUUGCAGAGGCCACCAAACGUGCCGACGCGCUUGCUCAAAAACUUGAGCAAAGUGAGGCGGCUCGUAAGAAAGCCGAGCUUGUUGCUAGUGAAGCCAAAGCCGAGGCUGAUGACGCUAGAGCAAAGGCUGCUAGUGUCGAGGGAUUGCAGAAAAAACUUGAGGAUGCUGUAACUGCCUUAGACGAGCACAAAGCUGCACAAGCUUCUCGUGAACAAGGAAUCCUCAAACGUCUGAAAUCCCAAAGUCGACGCACUUUCAACCAAACAAACCAGGAAUUUGAUCUGUCGAAUCCUGUCGACGACCCUCUCAUUGAUGCACUUUCCUAUCUGGAGCUGCAUGGGUCCGAAAUUCGUGAAGGCGUGGCCAAUGCUAAUGCAGGAUUGUCGGCGUUGUUCCCCUACUUCUUCCCGAAGAAAGAGGAGCCCUCGACUUUCCUUAAUCUCGCCAAGAUGUUCAAUUCAUCAGAAGACCUUGGACUGAAGAUGCGCCAAGAAAAUAUGAAAAUUGCUGUCGAAAGCACUGUCGCUUUGGUUGCUGACAGUCAACAGGCUGUUGAUUGGACGAAAGUUGGCGACACCGAGCAGAUAGAGCAAUCAAGAUGGAGGUCGUUGAUUAAGGCAGCCAAGCCCAACACGAAGAAGAUCUUGGCCUAUCUCGGGAUCAAACCAGCGUCGACUCCUAGCUCAUCAAGGCCGGAGGUCUAGUUGCAUGCCUCUUUAUUUUUCUUUCUAUGUUUCUUUUGCUCUUGUCGCCAAAGUAGUCAUUUGGCGACACGUACUUCCUUAGCUCCACUGUAAUGCCUUUGUAAUUAUUCCGAGAGAUCAAUGAAAACU